Quercus robur (English oak) is the source of this 1584-nucleotide messenger RNA. RefSeq names its product probable envelope ADP,ATP carrier protein, chloroplastic. NCBI's taxonomy places the organism in Eukaryota, Viridiplantae, Streptophyta, Magnoliopsida, Fagales, Fagaceae. The record is from RefSeq and is a predicted model, not a curated record. Gene Ontology annotation, cellular component: thylakoid membrane. Gene Ontology annotation, molecular function: ATP transmembrane transporter activity. The coding region runs from base 116 to 1297 and encodes 393 amino acids. The transcript is spliced from 10 exons. Gene Ontology annotation, biological process: transmembrane transport.
UCUCUCUCUCUCUCUUUCUCGCUCUCUGCAACUACCUCACUGCCUUAUCUUUUUUCCGUUUCUGCCCGUACCGAACUUUUCAAAAUUUCCAUUCACAAAAACAAAACACAAAACAAUGAGAGAAGAGAGAGCCAUAUUGGUUUGCCGGAACAUCCCAAACCUCAAAACCUCAGACUCCAACUGCGGUCUUAUUGACACCUCCUCGGACCACCAAAAACCGCUCUGGAAGACCAUGUGUCUCACCUACACAACUAACAACAGACUUGCUGACGGUGCCACUGCCAAUGGCAAUCGUUGUAAUUUCGCCUGCCUUUCAGUGGCAGAAAAGAGAAAAGAGUUCGACCCGACUCCGGCUCAGCUUCUCAAACACCCGCUGGCUUUAGCCGCUUACGUCCCCAAAGAUGCCGCGCUUUUCGGCGCCGGCGCCAUAGCCGGCGCAGCCGCCAAGACCUUCACGGCUCCGCUUGAACGUAUCAAGCUCCUUAUGCAGACACAUGGCGUGCGGGUCGGGCAGCAAAGUGCUAAGAAGGCGAUUGGUUUCAUCGAGGCCAUAACAUUAAUUGGGAAGGAAGAAGGGAUCAGAGGAUACUGGAAAGGCAACCUCCCUCAGGUGAUACGGGUCAUACCUUACAGUGCUGUCCAGCUUUUUGCUUACGAAACUUACAAGAAACUUUUUAGGGGAGUGGAUGGUGAGCUCUCUGUUAUUGGAAGACUUGCAGCAGGUGCUUGUGCUGGCAUGACAUCCACUUUUAUAACAUACCCUUUAGAUGUCUUGAGGCUACGCAUGGCAGUUGAACCAGGGUAUCGAGCCAUGUCUGAGGUUGCACUAACCAUGCUGAGAGAGGAAGGAUUUGCCUCAUUUUACUAUGGUCUUGGACCUUCCCUUCUUGGAAUAGCUCCUUAUAUUGCUGUGAACUUUUGCGUUUUUGACUUGGUGAAGAAGUCUUUGCCAGAAAAAUAUCAAAAGAGGACCGAAGCAUCUCUACUAACUGCUGUGAUGUCAGCGUCUCUUGCCACACUCACGUGCUAUCCCUUGGACACUGUGAGAAGACAGAUGCAAAUGAAGGGUUCACCAUACAAUACUGUUCUGGAUGCCUUUCCAGGAAUUGUGGCACGUGAUGGAAUAAUAGGCUUGUACCGGGGUUUUCUCCCAAAUGCAUUAAAAACCUUACCAAGUAGCAGCAUUAGGCUUACUACCUUUGACAUUGUUAAACGCCUGAUUGCCGCCAGUGAGAAAGAGUUUCAGAGAAUUGUGGAGGAAAAUCACAGGAAGCACAGCGAGAAUGGCAGUAAUUGAACAAGCCUGGGGUUUUGAUGUCAUUAUGUUGUUUCUAACCAUUAUUCUCCUACCCAUUUUUCUUGUGGAGAUCAUGUACCCAUAGAAAGAAACCACCCUUAUUUUUGGGAAUUGUGUGUUUGCCAAAAAGUUCCUGUUUAGAGUAUCAAAAAAUUUUGAAAUGUAAGAAUCCUGGGGUUGUAAUUUUUGUGGUAGUUAGGGUGCCAAUUUUUUGUGGAAUUCAUAUUCCACCAAAUUACCUCUUGUAUUGAUUAUGUUUAGUCAAAAGCUUCUUGAGCUUCCAUUGA